Messenger RNA from Galendromus occidentalis (western predatory mite), 1224 nucleotides. Its product is annotated as putative golgin subfamily A member 6-like protein 3. The coding region runs from base 1 to 1224 and encodes 407 amino acids. Lineage: Eukaryota; Metazoa; Arthropoda; Arachnida; Mesostigmata; Phytoseiidae. The record is from RefSeq and is a predicted model, not a curated record. The transcript is spliced from 2 exons.
AUGGAUGGGCUGGAGGACUCGGUCACUCCGGAUGCGGCUCCCACGGUAGACCGAAAUUAUUUGAGACGUCAAUUCAACGGUCUCAAUCAUAGGCUGAUCUCUUACAUGGAUCGCGUCAAACAGGAAGAGACCCUCCUGACAGAGGCGAGGGCUGAGCAACGACUCAUCCGAGAUCACUCGGUGACGGUCCGGGACACGCGGGCCCAGCAGCUUGAAAUACUUCAACGCGAAGUCGAUGAGCAGGUUCGCCGAGUUGUCGCUGCUGAGAAAAAACAAGCUCGGUCGGAAAAGAGGGUCGAGUACCUUACCGAAGAGUGUAAGCACCUCAGAGACGAGAAUCUUUCCCUAGAUCAGAGAGGAGCCGUUCUUGAGCGAGAUCUGGUCUCGGAGAGUAUCGAGCUCCGGAGCGCCAAACGGGAGAUUGCCCAACUUCGAGAAAGAGUCAAGCGCGACCGGGAGCAGGGGGAAGUUGCCGGUAGGGACUUCGAAAGGCUGAAGAUCGAGCAUGCAAGGCUAUUGGCGCGCAUGGGAGUCGCGAGUCUGGAACUCACCAUGCAAGAGACCAAGACCAGUGAGACGGAGGAAAAGCUUCGGUUUACCACCGCAGACCUCAAGAGAAAACUCCACGAGCAACGAGCUCAGCUCGAGAGGCUGGGGGUUGAGGAGCUCGAAAAGAUGCAACACGAACACCGGGCCGAACUACUUCGUUUGAAGGCGGGGCAUCAUGCCGAUAGGCGAAGUACGUCGAUCUCGAACACUACCGUGGAUGCUCACGCUGAGCUUGGAGAUCAGCUGGAAAAAACCUAUAGGAAGCUUGGGGAAUCGCAAGCCAGAUUGCGGGAUUGUGAGGAAGAAACACGGGUCGCGGAGGAACGCCUGCUCGAAGUUGUCCUGAAUCAUGAAAAGGAAAUGGCGAGGAAGCGCAAGCGUCGAGAGCGUCUCAGCGAGCGCUUGAUUGUACAGGAAAAGGACAACAAGGCUAUUCGUCGAGAGCUUGAAAAUUACAGGAAACUUAUCGACUGUCUCGAUAUCACGGAGGGUCUAUCGAUUGCGACUCCGAUCGGUGCCAAGCGUAGCCGCCUCGCUCCGGAUCUUGAAACUAAGUCUCACGCUUUGGAGGGGAUGCGGGAAGUUCCGAAGACGCCUCUCCUUGAAACCCGCAUGGUUCCCGGGCGUCGAGCGCUGGAACCCGUUCGACGAAUCUCGAAGACACGGGCCACUUGA